AUGUGCAUGCAGUCCCUUGUCCUUCAGGCUGCCUGGCUUUAUAAACCUCACCACUGGCAGGAUUCAUUGCAGUACAACGUUGACUCCAAAAAAUUGAAUAUGAAGAUUUUACUACUUGUAUUGUUGGCAACGUUUGCCUCCGGUCAGCAGUUACAGCAGACGACAGCUUACGAUGUUGCUGUGAGACUAGCUGAACCAGGAUACUUCCAACAAAGAAAUUCCUUCAGCUCUAGUUCAUCUAGAAAUGGUGGUUCUGGAUUUGGAUCUCGUCCUCUUAUCGGCAAUCAAUUUGGAUCUGGAUCACUGACUGGGUUCCCUGCUGGCACUGGCAUCAGUGGUUCAAACUUCGGUUCCCUGAAAAAAAGUGGAUUCCAGUUUGAUUCUUCAGCUACACCUGGAUUUGGUUCUGGCUCUGCAUUUACAAGCAGUGGAUUCGGAUCUAGCUCCUCAAACAGAAAAACUUUUGGAUCAAAUAUCGGUGGAUCACAGGCAGGUUCAGUAAGUGGUAGUCGACUCCAAUCUGGUGGUAGAUUCCAGUCUGGGUCAUCAAGCACUAACAGAUUCCAACCUGGUUCAUCAAGCAGCAGUGGAUUCCAGUCUGGUUCAUUUGGUGGAAGCAAAUUCCAGCCUGGUUCAUCAAGCAGCAGUGGAUUCCAGUCUGGUUCAUUCGGUGGAAGCAAAUUCCAGUCUGGUUCAUCAUCAAGCAGCAAUGGAUUCCAAUCUGGUUCAUCAUCAAGCAGCAAUGGAUUCCAAUCUGGUUCAUUUGGUGGAAGCAAAUUCCAGCCUGGUUCAUCAAGCAGCAGUGGAUUCCAGUCCGGUUCAUUCGGUGGAAGCAAAUUCCAAUCUGGUUCAUCAUCAAGCAGCAAUGGAUUCCAGUCUGGUUCAUUUGGUGGAAGCAAAUUCCAGCCUGGUUCAUCAGGUAGCAAGGUAGGAGGUAACAGUGGAUUCCAGAAGAGUUCACCAAGUGUUACUGGCUUCCAGUCCACUUCAUCAAGUGCAUUCCAAUCCAGUUCACCAAGCACCAGCGGAUUCCAAUCUGGAACAUCAUUUACCAGCGAAUUCCAAUCUGGAUCACUAAGCACCAGUGGAUUCCAAUCUGGAACCCCAAGCACCAGUGGAUUCCAGUCUGGAACACCAAGCACCAGCGAAUUCCAAUCUGGAUCACCAAACACAAGUGGAUUCCAAUCUGGAUCACCAAACACAAGUGGAUUCCAGUCUGGAACACCAAGCACCAGCGAAUUCCAAUCUGGAUCACCAAACACAAGUGGAUUCCAAUCUGGAUCACCAAACACAAGUGGAUUCCAACCUGGAUCACCAAACACAAGUGGAUUCCAAUCUGGAUCACCAAACACAAGUGGGUUCCAAUCUGGAUCACCAAACACAAAUGGGUUCCAGUCUGGAUCACCAAACACAAGUGGAUUCCAAUCUGGAUCACCAAACACAAGUGGAUUCCAACCUGGAUCACCAAACACCAGUGGAUUCCAGUCUGGAUCACCAAAUACCAGUGGAUUCCAACCUGGAUCACCAAACACCAGUGGAUUCCAGUCUGGAUCACCAAACACCAGUGGAUUCCAACCUGGAUCACCAAACACCAGUGGAUUCCAAUCUGGAUCACCAAACACCAGUGGAUUCCAGUCUGGAAUACCAAGCACCAGUGAAUUCCAAUCUGGAUCACCAAACACAAGUGGAUUCCAGCCUGGAUCACCAAACACCAGUGGAUUCCAGUCUGGAUCACCAAACACAAGUGGAUUCCAGUCUGGAUCACCAAACACCAGUGGAUUCCAAUCUGGAUCACCAAACACCAGUGGAUUCCAGCCUGGAUCACCAAACACCAGUGGAUUCCAAUCUGGAUCACCAAACACAAGUGGAUUCCAGUCUGGAUCACCAAACACCAGUGGAUUCCAAUCUGGAUCACCAAACACCAGUGGAUUCCAGCCUGGAUCACCAAACACCAGUGGAUUCCAGUCUGGAUCACCAAACACAAGUGGAUUCCAGUCUGGAUCACCAAACACCAGUGGAUUCCAAUCUGGAUCACCAAACACAAGUGGAUUCCAAUCUGGAUCUCCAAACACCAGUGGAUUCCAGUCUGGAUCACCAAACACAAGUGGAUUCCAAUCUGGAUCACCAAAGACCAGUGGAUUCCAGUCUGGAUCACCAAACACCAGUGGAUUCCAAUCUGGAUCACCAAACACCAGUGGAUUCCAGUCUGGAUCACCAAACACCAGUGGAUUCCAAUCUGGAUCACCAAACACCAAUGGAUUCCAAUCUGGAUCACCAAACACCAGUGGAUUCCAAUCUGGAUCACCAAACACAAGUGGAUUCCAGUCUGGAUCACCAAACACCAGUGGAUUCCAAUCUGGAUCACCAAACAUCAACGGAUUCCAAUCUGGAUCACCAAACAGCAACGGAUUCCAAUCUGGAUCACCAAACAGCAACGGAUUCCAAUCUGGAUCACCAAACAGCAACGGAUUCCAAUCUGGAUCACCAGACAACAAUGGAUUCCAAUCUGGAUCACCAAACAACAACGGAUUCCAAUCAGGAUCACCAAACAGCAACGGAUUUCAAUCUGGAUCACCAAACAACAACGGAUUCCAAUCAGGAUCACCAAUCACCAGUGGAUUCCAGUCUGUAUUGCUCAGUGGAAGUGGAUUACAAUCUAGCUCCUCAGGCAGCAUUAAUGGCUUUGGACUCCUGAGUGGUUCUGUGAGCAGCAUUGGAGCCCAGUUAAGUUCAAAUACGGAAGAAGUAUUUGGAGAAUUUGAACCUCUUAACCUCCCAGCUGAUGCCAGUAAUAUUUUGGGAAGAAUCUCAACAUCAUUUACCUGCGCAGACCGUCCCUACGGAUAUUAUGCUGAUAAAGAGAACUCAUGCCGGGUCUUCCACAUCUGCUAUCCCGCUCUCUUUGCUAAUGGUGUUAUUGAGACCUCCCAGUACAGCUUCCUAUGUGGAGAAGGAUCAGUGUUUGACCAGAAGACCUUAGCCUGUGUGCCAGAAACAGAUGCCAUUCCUUGUCAAGAAUCUAACAAUUACUUCUACACCAAUGAGCAAUUUGGUCGCCCGGAAGAUAAAAGAAUCUAAACCUAUUUGUAUAUCAUGUGAUUUUUCCGGAUACUCUUGAAGGCAGUUCAUGCACCUAUUGAUCCAAUUGAUAGAAUAAUAAAAAACAAACAAACUA
This is a messenger RNA of Penaeus chinensis, 3175 nucleotides long. RefSeq names its product hornerin-like. The transcript is spliced from 4 exons. Gene Ontology annotation, molecular function: chitin binding. Lineage: Eukaryota; Metazoa; Arthropoda; Malacostraca; Decapoda; Penaeidae. The coding region runs from base 1 to 3078 and encodes 1025 amino acids. Gene Ontology annotation, cellular component: extracellular region. The record is from RefSeq and is a predicted model, not a curated record.